Messenger RNA from Nematostella vectensis (starlet sea anemone), 1547 nucleotides. Its product is annotated as protein XRP2. NCBI's taxonomy places the organism in Eukaryota, Metazoa, Cnidaria, Anthozoa, Actiniaria, Edwardsiidae. Gene Ontology annotation, molecular function: GTPase activator activity. The record is from RefSeq and is a predicted model, not a curated record. Gene Ontology annotation, biological process: post-Golgi vesicle-mediated transport. Gene Ontology annotation, cellular component: periciliary membrane compartment; cilium. The transcript is spliced from 10 exons. Bases 140 to 1156 code for a protein of 338 amino acids.
CAGGCUUGGUCGCACUGUAGUUUGCAUUCUAGAAGGAGUUUUCUCUUUCUUCGUUCUUUUUUUUUCGCUUUCUGUAUUUCGCCGCUGUUUUCCUACUUUGCCUGAGAUCUUUGCCAAUGUGCUACACGUAAAUGGGAACAUGGGUUGCCUAGAAUCAAAGUCCAAACAAGAAAGCCCGCCACCAGAGCCAAAAGUGUUCAGUUGGGAGCGAAAGGAUCGUCCUGACCCCAAAGACUACACGUUAGCUAACUUGAAGGAUGUGACGGUUGGUCGAUUGCCCGGGAAAGUCAAUGGCGAAGGCUUUGUUAUCCAAGACUGCCAUGACUGCAACAUCUACAUAUUUGAUAACUCUGCCACCAUCACUAUUGAUGACUGCGUGGGAUGUACAUUUUUUCUUGGGCCAAUUAAAGGAAGUGUCUUCUUCCGUGAUUGUAAUAAUUGCAAGGUAGCGGUCGCCUGCCAACAAUUCAGGACAAGAGAUUGCAAGAAGAUGGAUUUCUUCCUUCUUUGUGACUCCCAACCUAUCAUUGAGUCGUCCAGUGGCAUGAAGUUUGGCUGUUUUCAGUAUUACUACCCUGAACUUGAAGGUCAGUUUGAAAAGGCAUCACUAAGCGUAUACAACAACAACUGGAGCAACAUUUACGACUUCACACCUGCAGCUGGAGAGACGACAUGGAGUUUAUUGCCAGAGAAUUCUAAAGUAGAGGAUUUUAUUCCAUUACCAACAACGGAGGAGUUCUCCUCUAUGGAAAUUUCAACUGAUGUGCAAAGAAGUACGGUUCCGUUGACACUUGGCACCCGAAGAAAACCUUCAAACCAGUCUUGUCUUGUUGUCUUCUUUGAGUGUGCCGAGAAGAAACCUCAAAUCAAGGAGUUCAUACAGAAAAUCCAACAGCAGGGGUGUAUGCUGUGCCAAACAAAGCAAAUCAGCAUAAAAGGAGAGGAAAUUUCAAGAAUCCUGGGGUCUUCUGAAUAUAAUUCAUUAGCAGAGCAAGGUGCACUUGUCGGCCUAGAAGUGAAUGGCGAUAACUGUAUCCAGAUCUGCUCUGGUCAGAUCGGGUCUGCUGGAAGCGGUGUUUAUGUAUCACCAGACAACCAGAAAGCCAGCACCGACAUUGACCAGUUCUACAACUUCAUAGAUAUGUCCAUGUCAUGAACAGUCCAACAGGUUCCAAGGGAAAUUAUUUGACUAGCACUCCUAGAUCACCAUUCUCUUUUUAUUUUACUAUUUAUGCCAAAAAUACCACCAACAUGGUCAGAAUGGGGCCCCUCACUUGCAACCAUGUUCCCAGGGUCUUCUGGGUAAUUUUCAUGGCGUCAGCUGAAAUCCCUGAAGACCACGGGGGAGAUUGCUUUACUCGCUACUUAUUUUUAUUACUUUUUGACGUCUCCAUUUUUUAUUUUUCCAACCUUAUUUAAAAUCUUGAUGUACACCUUACUGAGUAGGUCGCGAGUAAAACAAAUAUCUUUCUGUUGUAUUUAGAGCUGUAAAUAUUUUGUUGUCGUGUCAUAAGUAAAAUUCAAAUAGAAUAAAAAUGAUAAAAGCA